AUGAUGAUGAUGAUGGUGAAAUGGAAUAGUGGAAGCGUUGGUGUUUGUGUUAAUGGUUGGGAAAUGAGUUACAGUAUUGGAUCUAGGUUUGGAAAUAGUAUGAUGAUGGCAAAGGUUGUCAUGAUCAAUUUCAGAGAAAGGGGAAUUAAGGAAGAUGAGGGUUUGGACGCCGGUGGCAAUGGUGAAGAGGAAAAGAGACAGUGA
This is a messenger RNA of Prunus armeniaca (apricot), 204 nucleotides long. Lineage: Eukaryota; Viridiplantae; Streptophyta; Magnoliopsida; Rosales; Rosaceae. The record is from the annotation of a GenBank genome assembly.